UAUUUAUCGUCUCGCCAGAUUUUCAAGGCAAGCCAGUCAGACCGGAAGUACAGCCAGUUUUUCUGUCACCGCGCAGAGGGAAGCAGUCAGCGCCUAGUGAGGUCAUCUGCUUCAAGGUGCACCUGAACAUCGCCUGUGGUGUUUUAACGAGAAGUCAGAUAGGAUGUCUGGAGAUUUGCCCUUGAAUAUCAACAUUAAGGAACCACGAUGGGACCAGGGCACAUUUAUGGGCCGAGCUCAGCAUUUCUUUAUGGUGACGGACCCCAGAAACGUGCUGCUGUCCAGUGAGGUUUUAGAGGAUGCCAGAGUUACUGUGGAGAACUACAGGUUGGGGGUUGUGAAGCCUGGGCUAACAGAAGAUGCACUAUGGAGGGCCAAAUACAUCUACGACUCCGCUUUCCACCCAGACACAGGAGAGAAAAUGCUGCUAGUUGGACGCAUGUCUGCACAAGUGCCCAUGAACAUGACCAUUACAGGCUGCAUGCUUACCUUUUACAGGACCACCCCAGCAGUGGUGUUUUGGCAGUGGGUUAACCAGUCCUUCAAUGCUGUUGUCAACUACACUAACCGCAGUGGAGAUGCACCAAUCACUGUCAAUCAGCUUGGAGCAGCAUAUGUCAGUGCCACCACUGGAGCAGUAGUAACAGCACUUAGCCUGAAGGCUCUCACCAAGCACUUGCCAGCUAUUAUCAGCCGUUUUGUACCAUUUGCUGCAGUGGCAGCAGCAAACUGUAUUAACAUCCCCUUCAUGAGACAAAGAGAGCUGAAGUGUGGUAUUCCUGUUACUGAUGCUGAGGGAAAACGUCUCGGAGAAUCAACUAAUGCUGCUCAGCAAGCCAUCGUACAGGUGGUGGUGUCUCGAAUUGGCAUGGCAGUGCCAGCCAUGGCUAUUCCGCCUGUUAUCAUGAAUGCCUUAGAGAAGAAAGCCUUCCUGAAGCGUUUCCCAGUUCUGAAUGCCCCUUUACAAGUUGGACUUGUUGGAUUCUGUCUGGUGUUUGCCACUCCGCUGUGCUGUGCUCUGUUCCCACAGAAGAGUUCUAUGAAGGUGAGCAGCCUGGAGCCGGAGCUUCAAGAGAGCAUACGACAAAGCAAUCCUCACAUCAGCACUGUUUAUUUCAACAAGGGUCUGUAAAAAGCAUUAGCCCGAAGCCCAUGCUGAUGUCCUCCAUUGCACUGGAGAUUAGUGGGCACGACUUGAAGGAUAGAACAUAUUUAUUUUUGUUUUUCUGCUCCGAGUUCUAUAUUUUUGUCAGUUUUACCCAUGUUAUCGUACUAUCCUAAAGGAUUAUAUGUACAGUGAAGGCUAGAACCUGCUGCUGGAUUUAGUUAAAGAUGCUUGAAUGUUAUCUGCUGCAUUGAUGCUUCUCACCCUAAUCUUGUGUUAACAGCACUCGCAUAUAGACUCAUUUAUCAGUAUAUUUAGUACUUUGAUUUAGUCUAGACCAGUGUUUCUCAACCACGUUCCUGGAGGCCCACCAACACAGCAUGUUUUGGAUGUCUCCUUUGUCAUACUCAUUACAGGACUUUCAGUCUCUGCUAAUGAGCUGAUGAUCUGAAUCAAGUGUGUUUGGUUAACAAGACAAGGAAAAUGUGCAGAGCUGGUCGUCCUCCAGGAACGUGGUCGAGAAACACUGGUCUAGACUAUCAUAUGCAUAUUGUUUUGUUUUCUAUUAGAUUCACUAGUGUUGUUUGGCUCAGAACUUUCCAGAUUGUCUCCAACUCUACUCCUACAGUGAACACAGUUACAGAAAUCGAGUGUAUUCUGGCAUGAGUGUUUCCACCUUUCGUGCUCCAUUAUGUGCCUAUGAAAAGGGUAAAUCUUCCAGAAAUUAGUAUUUGAUUUUAGUUUACUCAGUCCAUCGGGAAACUGGAUUUUUUUAAGCUAAAACCAUGGUCCUUGGUGAUAAAAUUCAAGUUAAAGGGAGAGUUGACAAUUUUGCCACCAUGUACUCUUUUACUUGACGACUCCUAAACCAGUUUGAGUUUCUGUUAAACUCAAAAGAAGAUAUUUUGAACAAUGUUGGAAAUCUGUAACCAUUGACUUCUGUAGUAUUUGUUUGUCCUAUUAAGGAUGUCAAUGGUUACAGGUUUUAAUUUAUUCACAAUAUCUUAAUUUGUGUUCCAGAGAACCAAAAAAAGUCAAGGGUGAGUAAAUAAUGGAUUUUUAUUUUACUGAACUAUCCCUGUUAAGGUUACCAGCACUUUUGAGUGUCAAAAAGAUAUUUAGGCAACACGAAAUUAAUGAUAAUUGAUGCAUUAAGUCUUAUGAAUUAUCAAUCUAUGCAAGAAACUAUGUAAGAAUCAUUAAAACUCUGAAAGUGCCUUUAUAUGGAGUCAGUCUAGGGCCACAUAUACUUGCAAAAUAAAGAAAGUUUUGCAAACAAAAAAUAAAGUAUUGAGCAAAAAAAAUUAUUAAAUGCCAAUUUAAUCGCAAAAAUUGCAAUCUCCAAAAAUCGCAGUUCGAAAAAUAAUUUGAGAAAUAAAAAUGUAUUUUGCUAAAAAAAAAUAAUAAUAAAGAACUGCAAAGGUAAAAUUAAGUUUUGAGGAAUGAAAAUGAAAUUUGCAAAAAAAAAAAAAAAAAAAAAAUCAAGCAGUGGAAAAAGGCUAAAUUAUUUGCAAUUAAAAAAAAAACAACUAUAUAUUUGCAAACAUUUUUUAUAGCAUUGCUUUUACAAAACCCAUCCAGUCGAUUGCAAUUCCCAGACCUACUGGGCUGUAAGACCACCUCAGUGAGACUGUGUCUCCAGGUGAUGACGUUGUUUAAAUGGAGGCUGGUCCAGGCCUGCUGUAAACGCCCAAGUUCCUUUGACUCCGCCCCCUUGUCAAAUCAGGGCCGCAAAGUGAAAACACUCACGGCUGACUAAAAAAAACUAUUCAAAAUGAACAUUGCAAUGGACUGGACUGGUUUUGAAAAGGCAAUGCUAAAACAUUUUUUUACAAAUAUAAAUCUUUUUUUUUAUUGUAAAUUUGUAUUUAUUUUAUUUUAUUUUUUUUUUGCACUGCUUGAUUUGCGGUUCUUUUGUUUGAAAAUUCCAUUUUUAUUUCUCAACUUAAUUUUCCCUUUGCACUCCUUUUAUUUUUGUUAGCAAAAUACAUUUUUAAAUUUCAUUUUUAAUUAUUAUUAUUAUUAUUAUUAUUAUUAUUAUUAUUAUUAGAUUUGCAUUUCAAUAUUUAUUUUUUGCUCAAUACUUUAUUUUUUUGUUUGCAAAACCUUCUUUUUUUUGCUAGUAUAUAUAGCCAUAAAUUGACUUGAACCUUUGUCCUGAAUUUUAUAAACCACCACGGUUUUAUCUUAAUUUUUAAUGUUCUACAGAAACAAAAAGAUCUCAGAUGGACUACGAGUGAGUAAACAAACAGCCACUUUACAUUUUUAGGUGAACUUUCCCUUUAAAUGCAGCAAAUAAAGUGUGUGUUUCUAUCUCUACUAUACAAAGGAAGCCACAAGAUGAGCAAACACACUCUCAAAUGCUAAUUAUUAAGUUACUAUAACAUUAGUGGGCUUUAAAUCUUUCCAUCCUGAAGGCCAUGUUUCACUAUUUCUGUUAAACCUUAUAGAGCAGUGUGGUUUGAAGUCAUAGCGUAUAUCGUGUGUCUCUGAGAUGUUAAGUUGUCAUUUAAGAGUGGUGAAAAGGUGAAAGUAAUGUCUAUUUGAAUAUUUAAGAUUAUUAGCAGUACAGAAGCACUACAUAUCUCAGGCAGCAAGAGCAAGUUAUACUGACAAGAGUUCAUGAGUUAUGCGUAUUUGAAGCAUGAAGGAAGAGUUGCUUCAUGUGGCCUGAUUUGAUCAUACAUUACAUUUCAGACGUUAACAGUGUUGGGAACAACAAUCCGGUUUAUUUAUUGUUGUCAAUGAGGAAUUUAUAAUGUCUUUUAUUGAUAUUAU
Messenger RNA from Danio aesculapii, 3883 nucleotides. RefSeq names its product sideroflexin 3 (gene sfxn3). The transcript is spliced from 11 exons. Gene Ontology annotation, molecular function: monoatomic ion transmembrane transporter activity. Bases 164 to 1132 code for a protein of 322 amino acids. Gene Ontology annotation, cellular component: mitochondrial inner membrane. NCBI's taxonomy places the organism in Eukaryota, Metazoa, Chordata, Actinopteri, Cypriniformes, Danionidae. Gene Ontology annotation, biological process: monoatomic ion transport; serine import into mitochondrion. The record is from RefSeq and is a predicted model, not a curated record.